GUUGUCUCUAUAUUAUUCCUCAGUACAUCUUCAACUCUCAGUUUGAAAACAACGAAAAAAUAAUACAUUCAUCAAUAUGCCAGCUGGAUACAAAUGGGUUAAAUAUUCUGGUAGACGUAAUGUUGAGCCUGAAAUGAUUGUGAUUGGUCAUGAUCUUGAUGGUUCAGCACUUGUUAUUGGUCGUGCAUAUCAUCAUGGUGAAAUUUUACCAGCAAAAGUUAAACCUCAACAUGGUGUUGCUUAUGUUUCCUAUGAUGGUGUUGAACAUACAAAAUAUGAUUUUGAGAUUAUGUUUCCGACUCGUUUUGAUUGGGUCAGCGCACGUGAUGGACAUGUACCAUCUGAGGCUGUUAAAGGUGGUCAAGCAAGCAAUGGCGAAACUCUAUACGUUGGUCGUACAAUUCAUUGUGGUGUUCCUUGUGUUGGCAAGGUUCAUCCAAGUCAUGGAAGCUUAUUUAUUCCCUAUGGUGGAAAAGAAGUACGUUACAGAGAAUAUGAAGUUUUAGUUAUGCAUUAAUAAUGAAAAUUUUGUAAGCUAACAAUUUUUUUAUGCCAUUA
Molecule: messenger RNA, 558 nt
Organism: Aphidius gifuensis
Lineage: Eukaryota; Metazoa; Arthropoda; Insecta; Hymenoptera; Braconidae
Product: natterin-3-like
Exons: 4
Coding region: 77-517 (146 amino acids)
Source: RefSeq, a predicted model, not a curated record